CAGACACACAUAGACACACACACAGACACACAGACACACAGACAGACACACACACACGUGUGAGUAUCGUCACAACACCCACACUGAACAGAGGAAGUCAGACAGUGGACUGCAUCGGAUUAACCAGCGCCGCGUUUGCUGCUGCUGCGGGAGACGGGAAAGGAAGAAUGAGGAGCGAGACCAUGAAGAGGAGAUAAGGAGACGAGGGAGGCGGAUGAGUGGGAGGAGACGGAGGCGCUGCCGCUGCUGCUGCUGCUGCUCGAGUGGCGGAGCCGUGGGGCCAGACGGCGGAGACGCGGCGGCGGCGCAGCACGGCACCGGUUCAGCAAUGGCCUCCCAAGUCAAUAAGGAUCUCCGGGUGAUCGCAAUCAACGCCACUCAGUCAGAAAAAUUCCGCGAUAACCACGUCAGCACCGCCAAGUACAACGUGGUGACGUUCCUGCCGCGGUUCCUGUUCGAGCAAUUCAGGAAAGCUGCCAAUGCCUUCUUUCUACUCAUUGCCUUACUGCAACAAAUCCCGGAUGUGUCUCCCACGGGACGCUACACCACCCUGGUGCCUCUCAUCUUCAUCCUCACACUCGCCGCCAUCAAAGAACUCAUCGAGGAUUAUAAGCGACACUCGGCUGACAGCACGGUGAACAGGAAAAGGACUCUGGUGCUGAAGAACGGAAGUUGGGAGAGCAUCCACUGGAAAGAGGUGGCGGUGGGCGACCUCGUCAAGGUCACCAAUGGGCAGCACCUGCCGGCGGACCUCAUCCUCCUCUCCUCCAGUGAGCCCCAAGGGAUGUGUUACAUCGAAACCUCGAGCUUGGACGGAGAAACCAACCUCAAAAUCAGACAGGGCCUGGCACUGACGAGCGGCGGCGUCUCCGCCGAGCAGCCGGCCGCAGCAAGCGGCCGCAUCGAGUGCGAGCCUCCAAACCGCUUCCUCUACGACUUCAUGGGCAACAUCAACCUGGACGGGCACAGUCCGCAGCCGCUGGGGCCAGACCAGGUGCUGCUGCGUGGCGCUCAGCUGAGGAACACCCAGUGGGUGGUGGGCGUCACCGUCUACACGGGCCACGAUACCAAGCUCAUGCAGAACUCGACGAGCGCGCCGCUGAAGAGGUCGAACAUGGACAAGGUGACCAAUGUGCAGAUCCUCAUCCUCUUCGUCAUCCUCCUCGCCAUGGCGCUCAUCAGCUCGAUCGGCGCCGAGGUGUGGAACCGAGAGCACAGCAAGGGCGACUGGUACCUGGGCUUCAUGGACGUGAAAGCGGUGAACUUUGGCUAUAAUUUCCUGACGUUCAUCAUCCUCUACAACAACCUGAUCCCCAUCAGCCUCCUCGUCACGCUCGAGGUGGUCAAGUUCACUCAGGCGCUCUUCAUCAACUGGGACGCCGAGAUGUACCACGCGGAGAGCGACACGCCCGCCAUGGCACGCACCUCCAACCUCAACGAGGAGCUGGGACAGGUUAAGUACAUUUUUUCGGACAAAACUGGAACCCUCACCUGCAACAUCAUGCAGUUCAAGAAGUGCUCCGUGGCCGGCGUGAUGUACGGGAACGAGGCGGCGUCGCUUGAGAGCAUCAAGGAUGGCGUCUGUACGGCCGUUAUGGACAACUUGCAGUGCAAUCACCCCACGAGUGCGGUGAUCCGGGAUUUCCUCACCAUGAUGGCCGUGUGCCAUACAGUGAUUCCCGAGCGCUCCGAGGGAAGCAUCAUCUACCAGGCCACGUCCCCCGACGAGAGCGCGCUGGUGCGAGCGGCCAAAGACAUGGGGUUCACGUUCUGCGGACGCACGCCCGACUCCAUCAUCAUUGACGCCCUGGGCAAGGAGGAGACCUACAAGCUCCUCAAUGUGCUGGAGUUCUCCAGCAAUCGCAAGCGGAUGUCGGUGAUCGUGAGGACGCCCAGCGGGAGCCUCAAGCUCUACUGCAAGGGAGCGGACAACGUGAUCUAUGAUCGCCUGGCCUCGAGCGCGCUCUACAAGGAGACCACGUUGCAGCACCUGGAGGAGUGCGCCAGCGAAGGCCUGCGCACGCUGUGCUUUGCGGAGCGGGGGCUAUCGGAGGCGGAGUUCGAGGCGUGGCUGGGCGAGUACCGCGAGGCGAGCACGGCGCUGCACGAGCGCUCCGCCCGCCUCGAGGCCUGCUUCGAGACCAUCGAGAAGGAUCUGCUGCUGCUGGGCGCAACGGCGAUCGAAGAUAAGCUGCAGGACGGAGUCCCCGAGACGAUCGCCACGCUCAUCCGUGCUAACAUCCGCAUCUGGGUGCUCACGGGAGACAAGCAGGAGACGGCCAUCAACAUCGGUUACUCUACCCGCCUGCUUAACCAGGACAUGGGCCUCGUCAUCAUCAACGAGAGUUCCAAGGAUGCGACGCGCGCCGAGCUGACGGCGCAGCUGGAGGAUCUUGGCGAGCAGGUGAACCGCGAGAACGACUUGGCGCUCAUCGUGGACGGCAAGUCUCUCGUCUACGCCCUCGACCCCGAGCUGCGCAACGACUUCCUGCAGCUGGCGCUCUCCUGCCGAGCCGUCAUCUGCUGUCGCGUGUCGCCGCUGCAGAAGUCGGAGAUUGUGGACGCGGUGAAGAAGAAGGUCCGCGCGGCCAUCACGCUGGCCGUGGGCGACGGCGCCAACGACGUGGGCAUGAUCAAGACGGCGCACGUCGGCGUCGGCAUCAGCGGCAACGAGGGCCUGCAGGCCGUCAACUCCUCUGACUACUCCAUCGCGCAGUUCUGCCACCUGAAGAAGCUGCUGCUGGUGCACGGGGCUUGGAGCUACACGCGCGUCGCCAAGUGCAUCCUGUACUCCUUCUACAAGAACGUGGUGCUCUACAUCAUCGAGCUCUGGUUUGCCUUCACCAAUGGAUUUUCGGGCCAGAUCCUGUUUGAGCGCUGGACCAUCGGCCUCUACAAUGUGAUGUUCACGGCGCUGCCUCCGUUUGUGCUGGGCAUCUUCGAGCGCUCGUGUAGCCAGGACAGCAUGCUGCGAUUCCCGGCGCUCUACAAGCAAUCGCAGAAUGCAGAGGAGUUCAACUCCCGGAUCUUCUGGAUUCACUGCCUCAACGGCCUCUUCCACUCCGUCGUCUUGUUCUGGAUCCCUCUCAAGGCCGUCGAGCACGAUAUUUUGUUUUCAAGCGGAAAUACUCCAGAUUACCUCUUCCUGGGCAACAUUGUUUACACGCUGGUGGUGAUCACAGUUUGCUUGAAAGCCGGCCUGGAGACCACAGCGUGGACCAGGCUGAGCCACAUCGCCGUGUGGGGCAGCAUCGCCCUGUGGGUCGUCUUUUUCGGCAUCUACUCCCUGCUGUGGCCGGCCAUCCCACUUGCUCCCGACAUGAGCGGCCAGGCGAGCAUGAUGCUGAAGAGCGGCGUGUUCUGGAUGGCUCUCAUCCUCAUCCCCAUCACGUGCCUCGUCCCGGACGCCGUGUGGAAAGUCGUCCGCCGCUCGUGCUUCCAGUCGCUGGUGGAGGAGGUGCAGGAGAGUGAGGCACGCGCACAGAAGUCGGACCGCAUCAUGCUCACCUCGAUCCUCAACAAGAGCUUCACGGAGAGGGCACACCUGCUGCGGAACGCUUUCAAGAAGACCUCGCCAGAAUUCGGCAACACCAAGUCGUCCGUACGACGAGACUUCAUGCAUGGCUACGCAUUCUCGCAGGAGGAGAACGGGGUCCUCUCUCAGACGGAGGUGGUCCGGGCGUACGACACAACCAGGCAGCAGGGCGACGGCCACGAGAGCCCAGUCAUUGUCUAGGGUGCUGGCGCUGUUCAAAACAACACCCGGAGCAUCUCCGUCACCGCUGCUCCUACUAUUCCUUUUGUUUAUUUUGUAAUUAUUUAAGAUCUGCACGAAAUAUGCGCCGCGUACAUUGUUGUUGUUGUUGUAAAAUCUCAGCCGUCCCAAACGUCCGAGCGACAAACGCGUUAUCAAACUGUCUUCUUGCAUGCGAAUGUAAAACACAAACCCCGUAGACAAGAUGACAACAGCAAAAGAGAACACAGCCUUACGGGGAAAACUGAGCCAGAAACCAAAAGUUUUUGUGUUUUCAUUUGGCAGGCAAACUGUUGAGCUCUGCUACCCAGCAUGAUGUGCACUAUGAGUUGCAUCCGCGACUCUCUUGAUAUCACUACGCUAUAAGACUCUUCAUAGCGGUGCGCUACGUGACUCUUGAUAUUGCUACCUGACUCUUGAUAUCGCUACGCUACGUGACUCUUGAUAGCGCUACGUGACUCUUGAUAGCGCUACGCUACGUGACUCUUGAUAGCGCUACGCUACUCUACUCUUGACAGCGCUACGUGACUCUUGAUAUCGCUACGUGACUCUUGAUAUCGCUACGUGACUCUUGAUAUUGCUACGUGACUCUUGAUAUCGCUACGCUACGUGACUCUUGAUAGCGCUACGUGACUCUUGAUAGCGCUACGUGACUCUUGAUAUUGCUACGUGACUCUUGAUAGUGCUACGUGACUCUUGAUAGCGCUACGCUACGCUACUCUUAAUAUCGCUACGUGACUCUUGAUAGCGCUACGUGACUCUUGACAGCGCUACGUGACUCUACUCUUGAUAGCGCUACGUGACUCUUGAGAGCGCUACGCUACUCUUGAUAGCGCUACGUGACUCUUGAUAGCGCUACGCUACUCUUAAUAUCGCUACGUGACUCUUGAUAGCGCUACGCUAUGUGACUCUUGAUAGCACUAUGCUACUCUUGACAGUGCUACGCUGCUCUUGAUAGCGCUACGUGACUCUGAUAUAACUACGCUACAUGACUCUUGACAGCGCUACAUGACUCUUGACAGCGCUACGCUACGUGACUCUUGAUAUCGCUACGCUACGUGACUCUUGAUAGCACUACGCUACUCUUGACAGCGCUACGCUGCUCUUGAUAGCGCUACGUGACUCUUGAUAUCGCUACGCUACGUGACUCUUGACAGCGCUACGUGACUCUUGAUAGCGCUACGUGACUAUUGAUAUUGCUACGUGACUCUUGACAGCGCUACGCUACGUGACUCUUGACAGCGCUACGUGACUCUUGACAGCGCUACGCUACGUGACUCUUGACAGCGCUGCAUGACUCUUGACAGCGCUACGCUACUCUUGAUAUCGCUACGUGACUCUGGACAGCGCUACGCUACUCUUGACAGCGCUACGCUACGCUACUCUUGAUAUCGCUACCUGGCUCUUGAUAGCGCUACGCUACUCUUGAUAGCGCUACGCUACUCUUGAUAGCGCUACGCUACUCUUGAUAGCGCUACGCUACUCUUGAUAGCGCUACGCUACUCUUUACAGCACUACGUGACUCUUGAUAUCGCUACGCUACGUGACUCUUGAUAUCGCUACCUGACUCUUGAUAGCGCUACGCUACUCUUGAUAGCGCUAGGCUACUGUUGACAGCGCUAUGCUACUCUUGAUAGCGCUACGCUACUCUUGACAGCGCUACGCUACGUGACUCUUGAUAUCGCUACGCUACUCUUGAUAUCGCUACGUGACUCUUGAUAGCGCUACGCUACUCUUGACAGCGCUACGUGACUCUUGAUAGCGCUACGCUACUCUUGAUAGCGCUACGCUACUCUUUACAGCACUACGUGACUCUUGAUAUCGCUACGCUACGUGACUCUUGAUAUCGCUACCUGACUCUUGAUAGCGCUACGCUACUCUUGAUAGCGCUACGCUACUCUUGACAGCGCUAUGCUACUCUUGAUAGCGCUACGCUACUCUUGACAGCGCUACGCUACGUGACUCUUGAUAUCGCUACGCUACUCUUGAUAUCGCUACGUGACUCUUGAUAGCGCUACGCUACUCUUGACAGCGCUACGUGACUCUUGAUAGCGCUACGCUACUCUUGACAGCGCUACGUGACUCUUGAUAGCGCUACGCGACUCUUGAUAGCGCUACGUGACUCUUGACAGCACUACGUAACUCUUCAUAGCGCUACGCUACUCUUGAUAUCGCUACGUGACUCUUGAUAUCCCUACGUGACUCUUGAUAUCGCUACGUGACUCUUGAUAUCGCUACUUGACUCUUGAUAGCGCUACGUGACUCUUGAUAGCGCUACGUGACUCUUGAUAUCGCUACGUGACUCUUGAUAUUGCUACGUGACUCUUGAUAUCACUACGCUACUCUUGACAGCGCUACGUGACUCUUGAUAGCGCUACAUGACUCUUGAUAGCGCUACGUGACUCUUGAUAUCGCUACGUGACUCUUGAUAGCGCUACGUGACUCUUGAUAGCGCUACGUGACUCUUGAUAUCGCUACGUGACUCUUGAUAUUGCUACGUGACUCUUGAUAUCGCUACGUGACUCUUGAUAGCGCUACGUGACUCUUGAUAUCGCUACGUGACUCUUGAUAGCGCUACGCUACUCUUGACAGCGCUACGUGACUCUUCAUAUCGCUACGUGACUCUUGAUAUUGCUACGUGACUCUUGAUAUCACUACGCUACUCUUGACAGCGCUACGCUACUCUUGAUAGCGCUACGUGACUCUUGAUAGCGCUACGCUACUCUUGAUAGCGCUACGUGACUCUUGAUUGCGCUACGUGACUCUUGAUAGCGCUACGUGACUCUUGAUAGCGCUACGCUACUCUUGAUAGCGCUACGUGACUCUUGAUAUCGCUACGUGACUCUUGAUAUCGAUACGUGACUCUUGAUAGCGCUAUGUGUCUCUUGAUAGCGCUACAUGACUCUUGAUAGCGCUACGUCACUCUUGAUAUCGCUACGUGACUCUUGAUAGCGCUACGUGACUCUUGAUAGCGCUACGCUACUCUUGACAGCGCUACGUGACUCUUGAUAGCGCUACGCUACUCUUGACAGCGCUACGUGACUCUUGAUAGCGCUACGUUUCUCUUAAUAUCGCUACGUGACUCUUGAGAGCGCUACGCUACUCUUGAUAGCACUACGCUACGUGACUCUUGACAGCGCUACGUGACUCUUGAUAUCGCUACGCUACUCUUGAUAGCGCUACGCUACGUGACUCUUGACAGCGCUACGUGGCUCCUGAUAGCGCUACGCUACUCUUGAUAGCGCUACGCGACUCUUGAUAUCGCUACCUGACUCUUGAUAGCGCUACGCUACUCUUGAUAGCGCUACGCUACUCUUGACAGCGCUGUGUGACUCUUGAUAUCACUACGCUACGUGACUCUUGAUAUCGCUACGUGACUCUUGAUAUCGCUACGUGACUCUUGAUAGCACUAUGCUACUCUUGAUAGCGCUAUGCUACGCGACUCUUGAUAGCGCUACGUGACUCUUGAUAGCGCUACGCUACAUGACUCUUGAUAGCUCUACGCUACGUGACUCUUGAUAUCGCUACGUGACUCUUGAUAGCACUACGCUACGUGACUCUUGAUAGCACUACGCUACUCUUGACAGUGCUACGCUACAUGACUCUUGAUAUUGCUACGUGACUCUUGAUAGCGCUACGCUACAUGACUCUUGAUAGCGCUAUGCUACGUGACUCUUGAUAUCGCUACGUGACUCUUGACAGCGCUACGCUACUCUUGACAGCGCUACGUGACUCUUGAUAUCGCUACGCUACUCUUGACAGCGCUAUGCUACUCUUGACAGCGCUACGUGACUCUUGAUAUCGCUACGCUACUCUUGACAGCGCUACGCUACUCUUGAUAGCGCUACGCUACGUGACUCUUGAUAGCGCUACGCUACGUGACUCUUGAUAUCGCUACGUGACUCUUGAUAGCGCUACGCUACGCUACCCUUGAUAGCGCAACGCUACUCUUGAUAGCGGUAUGAUACGCUACUCUUGAUAGCGCUACGCUAUGCUACUCUUGACAGCGCUACGCUACACUACUCUUGACAGUGCUAUGCUACGUGACUCUUGAUAGCGCUACACUACGCUACUCUUGAUAGCGCUACGCUACUCUUGAUAGCGCUACACCACGCUACUCUUGAUAGCGCUAUGCUACUCUUGAUAGCGCUACGCUACUCUUGACAGCGAGCUUCAUCGCGACGUUGACUGUUAGGGUUUUGUCUCAGCCAGACGUCCUGUCGUAGGGUCGCCGCGACACCACGUCACCAUGGCGAUGUCGCGUCACCAUGACGAUGUCCCAUCGCCACGGCGAUGUCGCGUCAACACGGCGAUGUCGCGUCACCAUGGCGAUGUCGCGUCACCACGGCGAUGUCGCGUCACCACGGCGAUGUCGCGUCACCAUGGCGAUGUCCCAUCGCCACGGCGAUGUCGCGUCACCAUGGCGAUGUGCCAUCGCCACGGCGAUGUCGCGUCACCACGGCGAUGUCGCGUCACCACGGCGAUGUCGCGUCACCACGGCGAUGUCGCGUCGCCACGGCGAUGUCGCGUCGCCACGGCGAUGGCGCGUCGCCACGGCGAUGGCGCGUCACCAUGGCGAUGUGCCAUCGCCACGGCGAUGUCGCGUCACCACGGCGAUGUCGCGUCACUACGGCGAUGUCGCGUCACCAUGGCGAUAUCGCGUCACUACGGCAAUAUCGCAUCACUAUGGUGAUACUGCUUUACUAUUACGAUACUGUUUUACUAUAGCGGUAUCGUGUAACUGGCGAUACCGUGUCACGACAGCAAUACCGUGUUACUACGGCGAUACUACAGCAAUAGCGUGUUACCAUGGCAUCACUACGGUACACACUGUACGAUAUGACCACCGCAACGAUCGCACCAUCCCGUUUGCAAAGCGUCAUCAUCAUCGCCGUCAUUACCGUUGCUCGUUAAUUUUUUGGCAAAAACGUUUCAUUUCCCGACAAAACAUUUCCGAAUUAACAACUCUUAAAAGUUCACAACAAUCGAAAAGUAGCGACUGUCCAUUAAAUUGGCGCUUUGUGAAACGUUUUUGGGGGUAAUCGACGGCACAGCGAUGAUAAUGAUGAUAUUAUUACGCCCUAAUAUUCCGGCAGCACGUUACCAUGAAAGCGUCAUCAUCGUCAGACAAGUUGAGUGAACUGCAAUUUACUUUUCAGGUUACCUUCGGUCAUACUUGAAAGUUCUUCAGAGCACAAAACCCGUGACGAUGAUUACGAGCAAAGCAGUAGCAAAGCCUAGAGGAAGCGGUAUCGCCACGGCGAUCGUGGCGCUCCACGCAGCAUCCAUCGCAGCGACCCUGACCCCCGGCGCAUCUCUCUGUGUCUCUGAUCCUCCACGGGCCCCUUCCACGUCCCCAGCAGACCCCAGGGCUUUGCAAGCCCUGGGACCGGACGUUGUUUACAAUCUCUGGGGAGGUUUCUUUGCCGCGCUUCCCGGGUCUCUGGACGGUUGGAAUCGUCGGCGUCUCUGGGUGCCGAUGCUCCCCGGCCUCCUCGCGGGUUGGUGUCGCUCGUUUGCUUUCUGUACGAUUUCUGUGCACAAUUCUACCGCGUCUCCUGAAUGAGCCUUCUUUAUAAUGUUUGGGAAUUUUCUCAGGAAUUCCGAUCUCGGUUGCAAUUUUAUUUGGAAUUCUCUAAAUAUUCCGACAUAGGGAUGGUCAUAGCACGACUCAUUAACUCUCUUAUCACUCCUCCUCUCUCAGAUAUGGGACCAUCGCUUUCACGGUAUCCAAUCAACCGCAGAAAGGACCAUUUGAUAUCAGUGGGGUAUCUAUGAAUGGCACACUCUGUAAUUGGGGAUUUUCUUUUUUGUUGUUUCAUCACGGACCCCAUGGGGUAACUCACCGCGCCUGCGCACCGUGGGGUAACAGGCACCGUGGGGUAAUGGCCGUUACCCCUCGGUGAGCGUUACCCCGUGGGACGCGAGGCGUCCGGCCCCAGCAUGAGCCGUGGCUGCACCUGAAGAGUCUGCGAUGUGGCGCCGCCACACUGCCGCGCAGUCCUCGGAGCCGUCGUCGGUCUCCCUGGGUCGUGGUCACGAGGCGCCCACGGCACUCGCACGCCCUGCUGUGGAGGGCGUGCGAGCGCCGUGGGCGCAACGUCUGACGUUUUGCUCUGUGUGCCGGGAGCUUCUUGUAGAAUCCAUCGACCCCCACCUCGCCCCUCUCAGGGUGACAUCGCAUGAUCAUGAGAAGUGGUCAAUGUUUCGGGGAGGCCUCCUGCGAGCAGUCGUGUGACCGCACGGCACUCACAGUUUUAAGUUAACUAAAUUUAAAACUAAACUUAAUUUUUACCAGGGUAGGCCCACUGAGAUGUGUAGCUCUUUUUCAGAAGGGAUCUGGCCGGAAAUGAUAGCUCAGCGAAGUGACUUAUCAUGUGGAAAUUAAUAGCAGCCAAAUAAUCUAAACACAUGUUUCUAAAUGUGGGGGGAAGCAGCAGGAGGAGUAUUGGGGGUGCGAACGAUUGCUUGGGUUUAGAAUUGGAUCAAACGCAAUUCUUUAGUUCAAAAGUGUCACCGGGGAAUUCGUUAAAGAUUAGCGAGGGAGACAAAUGCCCCCUUCAAGGGGGGCUCUCCAGAGCUCCCUGUGGUGGAGCAGGGCUGAGAGCGGGACAUGACAGGGCUGAGAGCGGGACAUGACAGGGCUGUGAGCGGCUGCCCCUUUUACAUUUUACUAAUUGAUUCGGUCGCCUAUUUUGGAAGAAAUUAGCUGCAAGUUGUGCGAUUCACACCACGUAUUUACCUGAGCGCCCUAAUGAGAACUGUGCUCAUCUGUGGCUCAUUUAUCUUUUCAUCCACUGAAGCAUAAAGGCAUUCUUACAAACAUAAAGGACUUAUCGAUCACAUUGUCCGUUCUACAAAGCUACCUGCGUAUUGAUAUCCUCGUCAAAAUAGGAAGAUCUUAAAGAGGAAACCACAUUUCUUUUCAGAGCCUCACAAUAUCCGUUCGCUUGCUGAGAUGGAAUGUGGAGGGGCAUUAAAAAUCAGCCGGGCGCCGGGACGCGACGGAUCGCCUGGAAUUUUUGAGUUGGUGCGAACCUGCCUAAGGGUUACCAAGAAAACCAAGGCGUGUGUUUCGUGGAGCUUGCUUUGUAUUUGUAUCAAAGAAAAAAACCUGAAGAGUAAUUCACUUUUUCUCACCAUUGUAAAAUAAUUUAACGAGCAGAGCAGUAAAAUUACCGAGUAAGCAUGCAAGGUGGUGCCCACGCCUGUGGUUGGACCGAAGUUGGCAAAAAGUGUUCCGUGUUCACUGGGUAGUGGCGGUGAGAGCUAGGGUGGAAAGCUGAGAAGGCAAAAUCUGUGAAACCACAAAGGGCGCGUCGGAGGGGGAACAGGCGGUGCGCAGGCCGGACGCUUGGGGACAUCGAAUUCUUAAUUUUAUUUUAUUUUGUCAUUCCGUGCCAGCCGUGACCAAACGAUGUGGCAGCACCAGGCUGCUACUACUGCGAUUAUAAAUUGCACAUCGACGUACGGCUCCUUGAGUGGCCGGUCGGUCAUCAGUUCGGUUCGCGAUCUCGGGAGUGGGCGGUCGGAUUCCAAUUGGCCCCGGCGUUUGACCCCGUCAGGUUACACCUUUGGACAAAAUGAACGAAUUUGGAUCAAAGAUCUGCUCACAAGCCGCCACCUUUAAACAAUCUUCUUGUGUGCGGUCACUCCGGAGACAGCCUCAAAGUACGCAGCAGAGGCAACCCUGGAUCCGUCGAUUGACGGUCGUCCCCACGCACACGACACGUACGUGGCGUCAUGCAUGCCGAGGUCGAGUUCCUUUUAUGCAACUGAUAUGCUCUUGCUCGUUUACUUUUGAAGCUAACGGCAAGAAAUACGAGUGAACACAUGAGCGGGCACAACCACUGCACACCGGUGGGUGCUCGGUAGGGUAGACACGCAACGUGGUCUCGCGUCGAAUGGUGACCCCAAGUCACGACAGUUCAUCGGGUCGUGUACAGUGUGAAUUCUGAUGUGUGUUGAUGUACAGUACAUAGAAGCGAGCCAGUAGAAUGUCUGUGCGUGUGGACGCACGUGGAUCGAUUGCGGGAUGACUGCAAGAACGGCGUGCCGAUGGUGGACUCUGGUUAUAGCUUGCCGAUGGUAACUCUGGUUCUAUCCUGUCUAUGGUGACUGGUUCUAUCCUGUCGAUGGUGACUCUGGUUCUAUCCUGGCGAUGGUCACUCUGGUUCUAUCCUGUCGAUGGUGACUCUGGUUCUAUCCUGUCGAUGGUCACUCUGGUUCUAUCUUGCCGAUGGUGACUCUGGUUCUAUCCUGUCGAUGGUGACUCUGGUUCUAUCCUGUCGAUGGUCACUCUGGUUCUAUCUUGCCGAUGGUGACUCUGGUUCUAUCCUGUCGAUGGUGACUGGUUCUAUCUUGCCGAUGGUGGACUCUGGUUAUAUCUUGCCGAUGGUAACUCUGGUUCUAUCUUGUCGAUGGUGACUGGUUCUAUCCUGUCGAUGGUGACUCUGGUUCUAUCCUGGCGAUGGUCACUCUGGUUCUAUCCUGUCGAUGGUGACUCUGGUUCUAUCCUGUCGAUGGUCACUCUGGUUCUAUCUUGCCGAUGGUGAUUCUGGUUCUAUCCUGUCGAUGGUGACUCUGGUUUUAUCCUGUCGAUGGUCACUCUGGUUCUAUCUUGCCAAUGGUGACUCUGGUUCUAUCCUGUCGAUGGUGACUCUGGUUCUAUCCUGUCGAUGGUGACUCGGGUUCUAUCCUGGCGAUGGUGACUGGUUCUAUCUUGCCGAUGGUGACUCUGGUUCUAUCCUGUGGAUGGUGACUCUGGUUCUAUCCUGGCGAUGGUGACUGGUUCUAUCCUGUCGAUGGUGACUCGGGUUCUAUCCUGGCGAUGGUGACUGGUUCUAUCUUGCCGAUGGUGACUCUGGUUCUAUCCUGUCGAUGGUGACUCUGGUUCUAUCCUGUCGAUGGUGACUCGGGUUCUAUCCUGGCGAUGGUGACUGGUUCUAUCCUGGCGAUGGUCACUCUGGUUCUAUCUUGCCGAUGGUGACUCUGGUUCUAUCCUGUCAAUGGUGGCUGGUUCUAUCCUGUCGAUGGUGACUGGUUCUAUCUUGCCGAUGGUGACUCUGGUUCUAUCCUGUCGAUGGUAACUCUGGUUAUAUCUUGUCGAUGGUGACUGGUUCUAUCCUGGCGAUGGUGACUGGUUCUAUCCUGGCGAUGGUGACUCUGGUUCUAUCCUGUGGGCCUUUUCCCACGAUGACGGCGGUGAUGCGUUCGGGUUGACUGCAGCGCAUUUCGUUGGAACUUGGGAACAGACAACGCUCGCGUCAGGAGGAAGCGGAUCACUUGAAAUGACAUUUCAAUCGGGCAUCACGGCCCUACUGUGAGUUUUCAGCUCUGUCCUCGGGGUUAUAAACCUCGGCUCAAAUUGGCACAGCGUGGCUGUGCGAUAAAGGACCUUGGAGCGUGUAUACAAAGUAAGUUCAUCGUAACAUUAAAAACUAUCAAGUAAUCAUAUUAACCGUUACAGUCGCGUGGAAAAGUAGGCCAAAAACACCCCCUCAGUGGGGCCCUCGAGAGCCCCCUCGAGCGGAGGUUCCGUGCGCCCGCAGUGGCCGUGAGCAAGCGGUUGCAGGGCUGCACCUUCCUCCGCCACAGUGGAGGCUAAGCGAGGGUUUCGCGGCCGAUGAUUUAGCUCGUAGCACUGCCGGCCUCGCUCACGCGAAAUCUCAUGAAAUGUGUAAAACGUUCAAGCGGGAGGCCCACCGCGGUGCCACAGCGGGGCCCCCAGUCGGAGCGCCGCUUGCGGCCCCGUGGGCCCGGGCGGCCGUGGUGAGCGGGUCACGCCGCUGUCGCGCCGUCGGAACGUGCGGAUCUCGGUUAGGAAUGGACCAUGAGAACUUGUGAAUCGCAUCUAAGGUGGCAUCUCAUUUAAUUUUGUAUUUAUUUAUUGCGUUUUAAGUGAACGUUUUUUUACAGGGAAAUUGCAAAUACUCACGUUUGCGGUAUGAAAGUUGUGGCAAUUAAAACGUUUAAGACAUUAUGCACA
Petromyzon marinus (sea lamprey) is the source of this 13742-nucleotide messenger RNA. Its product is annotated as phospholipid-transporting ATPase IA-like. NCBI's taxonomy places the organism in Eukaryota, Metazoa, Chordata, Hyperoartia, Petromyzontiformes, Petromyzontidae. Gene Ontology annotation, biological process: phospholipid translocation. The record is from RefSeq and is a predicted model, not a curated record. Gene Ontology annotation, molecular function: ATP hydrolysis activity; magnesium ion binding; ATP binding. Gene Ontology annotation, cellular component: trans-Golgi network; plasma membrane.